Molecule: messenger RNA, 1302 nt
Organism: Galdieria sulphuraria
Lineage: Eukaryota; Rhodophyta; Bangiophyceae; Galdieriales; Galdieriaceae
Product: porphobilinogen synthase
Exons: 3
Coding region: 7-1260 (417 amino acids)
Biological process (GO): heme biosynthetic process
Cellular component (GO): cytosol
Molecular function (GO): porphobilinogen synthase activity; zinc ion binding
Source: RefSeq, a predicted model, not a curated record
AGGGGGAUGUGGAUAGGAUCUCCUUGCUGGUUUUGUGGUGCUAGUGACAAAGGAGCUCAUAAAAAGUUGCAUGGAUCUACUGCAAAAAUUCCUUGGAAAGUUGAUUGUAAUAGAAACUUGAAGAGAAGAGGAAAAUAUCGCUCAUGGGUGUACAUGACGCUUGACCAAAGAGAAACAAAGACGAAACAAAAGGAAGAUUUUAGCAAAGGUUCGUUAUCCCUACCUCAGAGACCGAGAAGAAAUAGAAAAUCCGAUGCCAUUCGUUCCUUAACCAGAGAAACCAUACUCUUGCCUCAACACCUGGUCUAUCCCAUCUUUAUUCACGCUGACUCAUAUGUGAAACCCAUUCCUUCCAUGCCAGACUGCCAAGUGCAUAGUAUAUCUUCCAUGCUUGAACAAGUUGAUAUGGCGUAUCGUUGGGGAGUACAGAACGUGAUUCUUUUUCCAAAAAUAGAUGUGAAACUCAAGUCUAAUACAGCAAGUGAAUGUUAUAACCCGAAUGGAUUGGUACCUCAAGCAAUCAGUGAGAUCAAGAGCAAGUUUCCCAAAGUAAUGGUUUGGACAGACAUUGCCUUGGAUCCUUAUUCAAGUAUGGGUCAUGAUGGUAUGGUAGGAGAUAUUGUUCAAGGAAAACAGAAACAAUCCGUCAUAUUGAAUGACGAAACGGUACAACAAUUGUGUAGACAAGCACUAUGUCAUGCAGCAGCAGGAGCGGAUGUCGUAGCACCUUCUGAUAUGAUGGAUGGAAGAAUCGGAGCUAUUCGUAUGGCAUUGGAUGAAAAGGGAUAUACUUACGUCAGCAUUUGUUCUUAUACUGCAAAGUAUGCUUCUUCAUUUUACGGUCCUUUUCGAGAUGCUUUGGAUUCUGCUCCAGUAGAUAUUCCAGGAGUACCUAAAGAUAAGAAGACUUAUCAAAUGGAUCCAGGAAAUGCUUUGGAAGCUCUGAGGGAAAUGGAAUUGGAUGAACAUGAAGGUGCAGACAUGCUCAUGGUCAAACCAGGAUUGCCUUAUUUGGAUAUCAUUCGAUUGAUUCGAGAAAAUACUACGCUGCCAGUUGUGGUUUAUCAAGUAUCUGGAGAGUAUGCAAUGAUUAAAGCUGCAACACAACAAGGUUGGUUGGAUGAAAAACAAUGUGUCAUGGAAAGUUUGUUAUGCUUUCGACGUGCAGGUGCCAACGCAAUUCUUACUUACUUUGCGAAAGAUGCUGCACAAUGGUUGGUUGAACAAGAUGAUAUUGCUCGCAAAAGUUUUUUGCAAUAAGAAGGAUUCAAAGGUAGUUUUACAACGUGUCAGGGACAUCUA